AUGUCCGACCCCCCCCGUGAAUCGUCACCGGCCCUGCCCCUCGGCUCGAGGAUCGUCAUCACCGGCGCCAACGGCUUCAUCGCGAGCCACAUCGCCGACCAGCUCCUCGCCCGCGGCUACCUCGUCCGCGGCACCGUCCGCGACCCCAGCAAGACCCGCUGGCUCGCCGACCACUUUGACAAGACCUAUGGCGUCGGGAGCUUCACCCUCCACGAGGUCGCCGAGAUCACUCAGGACGGCGCGUUUGACGACGUCGUCGAUGGUGCCGACGGCAUAAUCCACACCCUCGCCAUCACUUCCCUCUCCCCGGACCCCGCGCACUCCGUCCCCCAGAACGUGUCCGCGACCCUCUCUGUCCUCCGCUCCGCCGCCCGCUCCCCCACCAUCAGACGCUUCGUCUACACCUCCUCCUCCGGCGCCGCCGCCAUGCCCAGGCCCGGCGUGCCCUAUACCGUCGACCCCGACACGUACAACCACCAGGCCGUCGAGAUCGCGUAUUCCGGAAAGGGCCCCGGCGGCAUGGCCGGCGGCUACAUCGCCUACUCGGCCGCCAAGACCAAGGCUGAGUUGGAGCUCUGGAGGUGGUAUCGCGAGAAUAAGCCCGGAUUUGUGUUGAAUUCAAUCGUCCCCAACGCCGCCUUAGGCAAGGUCCUCCUCCCCGGACACCAAGGCUUCCCAACCGUCGUCGGCGUCCUGAAGAACCUCUGGGACGGGAAGUUGACGCCCGAGUUCGCCGCCAUGUUCCCGGCUCAAUGGUUCUGCGACGUCGUCGACAUUGCCAGAAUCCACAUCGCAGCCCUCCUUUUCCCUGAUGUCCAGUCCGAGCGUCUCAUCGCCUACGCCGAUCGCUUCAACAUCAACGACCUUCUCGCCGUCUUCCGCGAGGUGCAGCCCGACCGGAGCUUCCCUGACGACCUGCCUGACCUCGCCUCCGACAAGGGCAUUGUUGCCAACGAGAGGGCCACCGAGCUGAUGAGGCGUCUACAGGGCGGCAAGGGCUGGACAAGCCUGCGAGAUUGCAUCGCGCCACUGGCUGGGCAGUAUGCUGCCGCAGAAGCUGGCUCCAAGUAA
Messenger RNA from Colletotrichum higginsianum IMI 349063, 1071 nucleotides. Its product is annotated as Aldehyde reductase II. Bases 1 to 1071 code for a protein of 356 amino acids. The transcript is spliced from 4 exons. The record is from RefSeq and is a predicted model, not a curated record. Gene Ontology annotation, molecular function: oxidoreductase activity, acting on the CH-OH group of donors, NAD or NADP as acceptor. NCBI's taxonomy places the organism in Eukaryota, Fungi, Ascomycota, Sordariomycetes, Glomerellales, Glomerellaceae.